AUGAACCAUGGCGGAUGGGAAGACCAUGAAGACUGGACGGAUAAGUUUCGUCGUGUGAUGGCGGAAAGAUUGGGUAUCGCCACGGGCGAACAGGACAUACGCUUCAAUCUGAUGGCCGUUGUGCCCGACAGACGGAUUGCAAUAACUCAUAAAUUGAAAAUGCUACGCACCAAUCAGGCGAUCGUCUCAGGUACACUGCAGAAACUACUGAAAGCUGACGAGCAAGGCGAAUCGGGAAACGGUGAUCAGCAGCGCCCGGACACACCCACCACACUUCUAGAACCAAGCGCCUUCACUGCAAAGGAUCUUCAAUUAUUGCUCAAGAACCUCGACACAGAAAUUGCCAUCAAUGAGCAGAAUUUGGCGGACGAGAACGAUCGCCGACACAUGUUCAAAGUGGAUGCCAGUCGUCGGACUCAUAAUUACGACAAAUUCAUAUGCACCUUCCUCACCAUGCUGGCCCAUCAGGGCGUUCUCGGCGAGCUGGUCAGCCAGCAUCUGUUGCCCUCGAAGAAGGUUAGUGGCCAAAGUGCUGCCAAUCGAAUAAGCAAACAAAACAGUGCCGCCUCGAGUGCAGGUGCCAACGCUGGAGCUGCUGCUGGAGUCACGCCCAAGAGUCAGCAGCAGCCGCAGACUGCCGCUUCGAAAAAUGGCAAAUCUCCAGGAAAAACUCCUGGCAGACGCCGAAAAGGACGCAACAAGUGCAGGAAACGGAAGUAG
Molecule: messenger RNA, 720 nt
Organism: Drosophila miranda
Lineage: Eukaryota; Metazoa; Arthropoda; Insecta; Diptera; Drosophilidae
Product: ubiquitin carboxyl-terminal hydrolase calypso-like
Exons: 1
Coding region: 1-720 (239 amino acids)
Biological process (GO): ubiquitin-dependent protein catabolic process
Molecular function (GO): cysteine-type deubiquitinase activity
Source: RefSeq, a predicted model, not a curated record